AUGACAUUCGGACUCGAGAAACCCGACGCUCCAGACUCCUUCUCCAUGGUCCGCGUCCGGGGUGCCCAAAACAUAGCCCCCUUCCUAACUCUCUUUCAUUCCCACGCCCACACCGAGCUCGACACUGCCCUCGUCUACGGCGACGGCGACACCGAAAAGGUCCUCGCCCAAGCCCUCUCCACCAUCCCCCAUGCCGUUCCUCACUUUAAGAUCUCGACAAAGGUCCCGCCGUUUGUGAUGGAGGAUAAGAAGCAGAGGGGGCAUACGAGAGAGAAUUUGGGGAAGCAGUUUCGAGAGAGUUUGAGGAGUUUGGAAGUGGAGAGGGUGGAUAUCUUGUAUUUGCAUGCGCCGGAUAAUGAGACGCCGUUUGAGGAGACUUUGAAGGCUGUUGAUGAACUUUAUCGCGAGGGGUUGUUUGAGCGGUUCGGCUUAUCAAACUACUCAUCCUGGAACGUAGCGCUCAUCCACGAGCUCUGCAAACAGAACGGAUACGUCCUUCCCACAGUCUACCAGGGCAACUACAACCCCAUCGGCCGCUCCGUCGUCCCGGAGUUGCUCCCCUGCCUCAAACAUUUCAGUAUUGGAUUCUAUGCUUACAAUCCGAUCUGUGGAGGCGUGUUGUCGGGCAAGUACAAGUUUGAUGGCGAUGUUCCUGAGGGUAGUCGGUAUGAUACCAAGACUCGCAUUGGACCUAUAGCGAGAGGGAUGUACUGGAACAAGACAAACUUCGAAGCCAUCGAAACCCUCAAAGCCGCCGCCGCCAGGACUCACAACAUCACACUUCUCGAAGCAACCCUCCGUUGGAUGCGUCAUCAUUCAGGACUCAACGGCAGGGAUGGGAUCAUCAUGGGCGCCUCGACGGUGGAUCAGUUGAGCGAGACGUUGACAGCGUUGGAUAGGGGGCCAUUGGGUGAGGAGAUGGUUAAGGCUUUUGAUGAUGCGUGGGAGCAUGUUAAGGGUAUUUCUGAGUGGUACUUUCAUGAUCCCCAGCCGGAAGCUGUCAAGGAGGAGUGA
Messenger RNA from Linnemannia hyalina, 1014 nucleotides. The record is from the annotation of a GenBank genome assembly. Lineage: Eukaryota; Fungi; Mortierellomycota; Mortierellomycetes; Mortierellales; Mortierellaceae.